Messenger RNA from Aspergillus pseudonomiae, 1287 nucleotides. RefSeq names its product Tim17/Tim22/Tim23/Pmp24 family protein. NCBI's taxonomy places the organism in Eukaryota, Fungi, Ascomycota, Eurotiomycetes, Eurotiales, Aspergillaceae. Gene Ontology annotation, cellular component: peroxisomal membrane. The record is from RefSeq and is a predicted model, not a curated record. Bases 220 to 873 code for a protein of 217 amino acids. The transcript is spliced from 6 exons.
AAGCAGAAGAUGUCCUUAAUUGCCGCCCUCCCCACCUUCCUGUGGUCCUGGCUUUCUAAUUACUAUAUUUUCUUUGGGCUCCAAGACGAUACUUCCUUUCUUCAUCGUAUGACCUCCCCAUGAUCUGAGACACAUCGAGUGAUCUCCGUCGGUGAAACUGUCCCAUAUCGACCUGUGCUGCUCAUCCGAUCGGCCUGCCGAGGUCCCCGACGAGUCACUAUGGAUGCUCUCAUGUCCCGUUUAGAUACUAUUGUCACCAACCCCGACCUUGCACCUAUUCUCGCGCUAGUUAAGACCGUCCGUAAUGGCGCAGUAUACGGCGCAAAAGUGCGGUUUCCGCAUGCGUUGGUGAUGAUUUUUCUCUUUCGCUCUGGAACCUUCCGAGAAAAAGCAAAGCUUGUCCUGAAAGCCACACGCCAGCAUGCCCGGAACCUCGCGACCUUUGCUUUCAUAUACAAGAGCUCUAUGCUCGUCCUGCGAAACGUGAACCCCUCUGGAGUCGGAAAGGAGGGACGGUUUGACAGCUUCUUUGCUGGUCUGCUGGGAGGGUAUGCCGUGUUCGGCCGGAACAAGACCAGUAUCACGCAGCAGAUUGUUAUUUACGUUUUUGCCCGUGUGCUGCUGGCUCUUGCCAAGCUGUCCGUGCAACCGAACAUGCACCCCCUAUCGUCCCUUGUAACCCCCAGUGCUCGAGCCGAUAUUGAGAAACACGCAUGGCCAGUCUUUGCCAGUUUGAGCUGGGCUAUGGUCAUGUACAUCUUCCGCUGGCACCCGGACACCCUCAUGUCGAGUUUGAAGAGUAGCAUGGUUUACAUCUAUUCCGACUGCGAUCACUGGGAUUCAUUCCGCAACUUUAUGAUCCACAACAAAUAGACGACGACCUUGCAUCAGUGUGCGAUUUAUCUUGAGCGGCUGGGUCAGCACUUUACUUCGGCGUAUAGACGGCGCUCCUGUUUUCUUUCUUGUCGAUUUUUCCUCUGUAUUAUCUUUAUGUUUGGAUGGGCUGGACUACGAUAUCCCACUUGAAAGUGGUGCUGCCUACUGGGCAGCCCGAGUAAGCUGCUGAAUGAUGAAAGCCCUCCCGCAGGCGGAUGGGGGAGUUGAUGCUGCCAGGGCGAUGGGCUCUGAUUGUAGAUAGGCGAGUGAAAUAAAGCCAUACCGGAGCAUUGUGUGUCUUAUACCCUAAUGGUGCGGCCAUGUCACCGUCGUUAUGAACCUCCAUGCUUCUCGCACAGUUCCCAAACACUAGGUCUGAGUAAACUAAAGAACUUCAUCCUGCGUUCUACU